CGGCAAUAGCAUGUCUGGAUUUGACGCCGCAAGGAGCAACAUUAAGGAGGAGCGCCACGAGGAGCGCGGGACGGCAGAGAGGCACGGACACGGGGCCGAGGAGACACCGAAGGAUCUUCGUCACAGCGUCCUCGCGGAGAAGGACAGCCGUCGACACAACGUGCCAGCCAGCAAUGGGCACCACGUGAUAAACGGGCUGGCAUCACUGAUGAAUGGAAAGGAAGAUAGUGAUGAUAGUGAUGAAGAGAGAGAUACAGAUCUGAGCGAAGCUGCUGACGUCACCAGCUCCGGCAACGCGGCCGAGGAUAAGCACCACGCCAGCCUCGCCUACGUGUCGGGCCCCGAGACCCACGGCAUAUCUUCCACGGAGACGCUGCUGAUGAACAUUCAAGGUCUGCUGAAGGUCGCCGCCGACAACGCGCGCCAGCAAGAGAGACAGGUCAACUACGAGAGAGCCGAACUUAAGAUGGAGUUGCUGAGAGAGAGGGAGCUGAGAGACAACCUGGAGAAACAGCUCGUGGAGGAGCAGAAGAUGAGAAUCAUAUUCCAGAAGCGGUUGAAGAAGGAGAAGAAGGCGCGCAAGAAGCUUCACGAUGACAUGCAUCGCGAGCAGAAGAGACGCCAGCAGCUGGAGGAAGCUCUCUCCCAGGCGUGCCCACCCGAUGCUCUCCGCAUGCUCAAUGAAUCCCUGUCCAAAGACGUCGACAUGGAGCGAACAUCAAGAAAUGAAAACGAGAGAAAACUGCCUACAACCGAUUUCAUGCAAGAGUACACUACGCGAGCGAUGUCCUGCAUAGUGCCCAGCUACCAAGACAGCAAGAUGGCGCACUCGAUGGCUCACGUUCCACCGGUACAGAGCGUCAUCCCGUGAGCAGCUAAUAACUCCGCGGCUCCACGGCUCACACUCACACGUCGACCAAAGGAUUCAUAUCACACACACUCUCUCUCUCUCUCUCUCUCGCGCUCUCUCUAUCUCUCUCUCUAUAGUAAACUAAAAAAAAUUCUCCCGUCAUGCACUCCUUCUCUCGCUUGAGGUCGCCCACUGAUUGGCGUUGUCGGAGUGACUAUCACAUACAGAGGAGGAAAGCUGGUGAUACGGACGGAGUACUUAUAUGCCUGCUGUUAUAUCUGUCUAAUCAUUGCUCGUCUAUAGCUAUAGAUCUGAAGUUGAAUCGUUCACCGAAUUUCUAUCGUACUUCUUCCAUUUGCAGAUGUUUAGCGUUUAAUCUGAGAUGUUGUUAUCGAUGUUUAUGUUGAUGGAUGAAAAUGUGACACGUUCUUGACAGGCAGUCUCUGCGAAUGUCCGCGUGUUCCUAUUAUGAAUGUUUCCAUGUUGUGUGAUCACACUCUUAACUAUGAUAUUUCUGUGCCUUGUUAUAUAAGAUAUCAUUUUCUCACGCACAGUUUGUUUUAUCUCAUACGAAGGAAAUUUUACACAAAAACCAUUAUCUCGGUGAAAAUACCUAUUGGUGUAAAUUUGGUGAGGUGUCGCAAGAUCAACAUCUGAAUGUAGCUAUUAUAGUGUGUAUAUGUAGGUAGAAACGGACACAUAGGCCCGCGUAGAAAGUCGAUUCUGUAUUAAAUGAAGACGUAUUUCAGCCAAAGAAUUUGUGUAUAUUUAAUGACAUAUAGAAUUUAGAUUAUUGAUGUAUUUAGCAGCGUGUAUUCACGUGUAAGAUGCACAGACACUACCACAGCAAUCCGCCAUUUUCCCAAUGCCGUCCGCUGUGGCUCUUCGGACCAAAUUUUUGUCUAUGUAGGUGCAAAUAAUAAAUAUGCACGUUUAUUAUGUAUUCAUGUAAACCACGUGACCCGUCUGCGUGAAUGCGUACGUUGUGUACUUGAAUCGGUUUGCUGUGGUAGGUUCGUGAAUGCAUUAUAAUUAAAUUGAAGUUGUUUCUAAUAUCUGCUACCGUACAGUAACUGUGAAUCUCUUAAAUUUACGUCAAAAGAGUCAUAUUAUAUGUAAUUUUAUUUUGUUUAUCGGUAUGAUGAACAUUAUUAUGUAUCUUCUAUGUAUAGUAUGCUAGUGUGAUAAUAAUGUUUAGGUUGAUCAUAUUAUAUGAUAUAGUUGUUGUCAUUGUACAGCAUAUGUAUAUGUAUA
Messenger RNA from Priapulus caudatus, 2104 nucleotides. RefSeq lists its product as uncharacterized. NCBI's taxonomy places the organism in Eukaryota, Metazoa, Priapulida, Priapulimorpha, Priapulimorphida, Priapulidae. The record is from RefSeq and is a predicted model, not a curated record. The coding region runs from base 11 to 871 and encodes 286 amino acids. The transcript has 8 exons.